AUGGCUUCAGGAAAAGACACUUAUCCUCUGUUUCCUAAACUCACCAACAACUGCUCUGAUGAGAGUUUGAACAGGCCUCUUAACAGGUGCGAGGAGAUUCAUUUGCCACGGUUUUCGGUGAAGCAAGGGCUGAUCCCAAGACAUUACGUUAUGCCCUGGAAACAAAAUAUGAAAUUCAGGAACCUGAAUCUGAAGCAGGCGGACGCGUGCGGCAUCUACGCGGGGCCGCUGGAGGACUCCCUGUUCCUGACGCACAGUGAGCGGCUCUGCCACGGCGAGGAGCGCCGGGUGGUCCUGAAGAAGGGCCCCCCGGAAAUCAGGAUUGCGGACCUGCCUCUGCACUCGCCUCUCUCCAGGUACCAGAGCACCGUGAUUUCCCACGGCUUCCGCAGGCGACUGGUCUGA
Molecule: messenger RNA, 405 nt
Organism: Lepus europaeus (European hare)
Lineage: Eukaryota; Metazoa; Chordata; Mammalia; Lagomorpha; Leporidae
Gene: SPMIP10
Product: sperm microtubule inner protein 10
Exons: 3
Coding region: 1-405 (134 amino acids)
Biological process (GO): flagellated sperm motility
Source: RefSeq, a predicted model, not a curated record